AGACACUUGCUACACAGCUGCGAGUGUGCGAGUUCGAGUGCGAGUUGCGUUGCCUACAAUAUCAGUUCUAACCUGCUGCAGGUGGUGAGCAAAACCAGCCAAUUGAAAACCAAACCAAAACUGACCGCAACAGCCAGCGCCACCAUAACCGUUGACUCAACGGCAGCAGCAGCAGCAGCAACAACAACACCAGGAGUAACCACAGAAGUAGUGUCUGAGGGGCACGUGGCGCCUUACCUUAGUUUCCUGGCUGUUAUUUCGGGGCCAGAGCCACUUGAAGCCACGUGCACAUGUUCCUGGCAGCCUGUGCCCCCCGGGCCAGAGGUUCAAUUGAAGCUGCUCUACUGUCUGUACGGAUGGGCUGCUCACUGGAUGGGAAAUUCAUGGCCACUUAAAUACUAUAAAAUAGACCAAACGGCCGGCACUAAAAUCCAAAAGUUGCGCCACGCUCUGAAACUUUACCUUAGCUUUGGUGUCUAUUCUCUUGCCAAAUACACAUACUCCCUUACACACAUACACUCGAACGUGCACACACACAGUCUCACACACACACAGACACACCUUGUGUGCUUUUAUGGUUCAUCAUUUUUUGGGCAGCAGCAGCAGCAACAGCAGCAGCGAAUGUGGCAUAAGCAGCGCUGCAUAAUCAGCAAACGCAACUGCAAAGGCGACAACGACAAUGACAACGACACCAACAGCAUCAGUAACAGUUACAGUAACAACAACAAGAAGAGCGACAGCGACAACGACACCGACAACAUUUAUCAUACGAAAUGCACGUGCCAAGCGUUUGCCAUGGUUGCUUCCGUUACAGCAUGA
Molecule: messenger RNA, 819 nt
Organism: Drosophila sulfurigaster albostrigata
Lineage: Eukaryota; Metazoa; Arthropoda; Insecta; Diptera; Drosophilidae
Exons: 2
Source: RefSeq, a predicted model, not a curated record